GAAAAGAAAAUUUUGGAUAUGAUCUUGCAGCAUUAAUUCUACAAAUAGGCCGUGAUCAUGGUGUUCCACCUUAUACUGUAUGGCGAGAAUAUUGUGGUGGUAGUAAGAUUCAAUCAUUUAAUGAUUUAUUGGAUGAUUUAAUCGGUGGAAUAGAGUUGAUAGAAGAAUUAGCAAAAAUGUAUAAAACAGUGGACGAUAUGGAUUUAUUCUUACUUGGUCUAGCUGAGAAACCAUCUCAAGGAGCACUUCUUGGGCCAACAUUUAGUUGUAUCGUUUCAUUGCAAUUUCAAAAGACAAAAGAAGGUGAUCGCUAUUGGUAUGAAAAUGAUUUAGCACAAUCAGGUUUUACAAAAGAGCAGUUAACUGAAAUUCGUAAAACAACAAUGGCCAAAAUAUUAUGUAAUAAUGUGGAAUAUUUUGACGUAUUACAACCAAAUUUAUUUGAAUUAUCAAAUGAUUAUGACAAUUAUCCGAUUUAUUGUAAUGAAACAUUACGAAUUGAUAUGGAUAUUAAUAAAUGGCUUGAUGAUUUAAAUGAUAAGAUCGAAAUGCCUCUAACGGAAGAAACAAUUGAGAGAGAAAUUGAAAUUGCUAUAAAAGAAAUUAAACAACGUCGUAAACGUGAACGACGAAAUAUUCGAAAAAAUCAAGAUUUGUUUAAAGCUGGCGAUCCGUUAUUGUCGUACGCUAAAAUGAUGCAACCAAAAGAUGUAGCUGUUGCAAUCUCUCGAGCAUCUGAUGUAUUUCUACAGGCUACCAAGAAU
This is a messenger RNA of Acanthocheilonema viteae, 764 nucleotides long. The record is from the annotation of a GenBank genome assembly. NCBI's taxonomy places the organism in Eukaryota, Metazoa, Nematoda, Chromadorea, Rhabditida, Onchocercidae.